GCUGUGCCUUCCAGUGGAAAAUACUCAGGAAACUUCACGUAUUGUUUAUUUUGGUUAGAACUAGCCCGUAGUAGUUUGGCAAGUAUCCUAAUUGAGAAACGUCACAAUUUAUUCAAGGGCAGCUGCAUCUUCCACUUACGCAUUUUUCAGAGGGAUUGAAUGUGCUUGUGAUAGCCAUACUGUGAGCUGGGUACCUCUUCUAUCAGGGUUGGUACAGUAGGCCUCACUAAACUUAGCUGCAACUAAGAAUUUCUCCUACAUCAACUGAGUUAAGGCUGAUGCUCUUGUGGAAUGUGGAUUAAAAGUGCGUGCUAAGUUCCAAAUUUCCAUUUGAGAAGCGGAGAAAGUAAAUGUACCACAACCACCAGCAUCAGGACAGCAAACCAAGGGACAAAGAAUUUGAUCCGCAGUGUUGAUAUAUGUUAACUGGUUCACGUGUUGCUUAAGAGACGUUUGCUGGGGGGCGAGAAGUGGACGUCAGCUGUGCGAAGUCAUUUUGUUUACAAAAAUGAGGGCUUCUUUGGAAACAGCAGACAUUGCCAUUGUGGCUCUGUACUUCGUGCUUGUAAUGUGCAUAGGUUUUUUUGCCAUGUGGAAAUACAAUCGAAGCACCGUAAGUGGCUACUUCUUGGCAGGGCGUUCUAUGACCUGGGUAGCUAUCGGUGCAUCUUUGUUUGUGAGCAAUAUUGGAAGUGAACAUUUCAUUGGGCUCGCAGGAUCUGGAGCGGCAAGUGGAUUUGCAGUAGGUGCAUGGGAAUUCAACGCCUUAAUGCUUUUGCAGCUUUUAGGAUGGGUCUUCGUCCCCGUCUACAUCCGGUCAGGAGUGUACACCAUGCCUGAAUACUUGUCCAAGCGUUUUGGAGGGCAUAGAAUUCAAAUCUAUUUUGCAGCGUUGUCUCUAAUUCUUUAUAUCUUCACCAAACUUUCAGUUGACUUGUAUUCAGGGGCACUUUUUAUUCAAGAAUCGCUAGGUUGGAACCUCUAUUUGUCAGUAAUCCUCCUUAUUGGAAUGACUGCGCUGUUGACUGUGACUGGAGGUCUUGUGGCUGUCAUCUACACAGACACCCUUCAAGCUCUGCUUAUGAUUAUCGGUGCCCUCACACUUAUGAUCUUAAGUAUUCUGGAGGUUGGUGGGUUUGAAGAAGUUAAAAGAAGGUACAUGUUAGCAUCACCAAAUAUUACGUCUAUCUUGUUAACCUACAACAUUUCCACUACUGAUUCCUGCAAUGUGGACCCAAAGCCUGACGCUCUUAAAAUGUUGCGCGAGCCAACAGAUGAAGAUAUUCCCUGGCCUGGAUUUCUGUUGGGACAGACCCCAGCUUCUGUCUGGUACUGGUGUGCUGACCAAGUCAUAGUUCAGAGAGUUUUAGCUGCAAAAAACAUUGCUCAUGCCAAAGGAUCCACUCUGAUGGCAGGCUUCUUAAAGUUGCUGCCAAUGUUUAUUAUAGUUGUCCCAGGGAUGAUUUCACGAAUACUGUUUGCAGAUGAUAUCGCCUGCAUUAAUCCAGAACACUGCUUUCAAGUCUGCGGGAGCAGAGCUGGAUGCUCUAACAUUGCCUACCCACGGUUGGUGAUGAAACUUGUACCAGUUGGUCUGCGGGGACUGAUGAUGGCUGUGAUGAUUGCUGCACUGAUGAGUGACUUGGACUCUAUAUUCAACAGUGCCAGCACCAUAUUCACGCUUGAUGUCUACAAACUCAUUCGGAAGAGCGCGACGUCUAGAGAACUGAUGAUUGUAGGAAGAGUCUUUGUGGCGUUCAUGGUAGUUAUAAGCAUUGCCUGGGUCCCAAUAAUCGUAGAAAUGCAAGGCGGUCAGAUGUACCUUUAUAUUCAAGAGGUAGCAGACUAUCUGACCCCACCGGUGGCUGCUCUGUUUCUUAUGGGUAUAUUUUGGAAGCGUUGCAAUGAACAGGGGGCGUUUUAUGGUGGAAUGGCUGGGUUUGUCCUCGGCGCGAUACGGUUGGUACUGGCGUUUAUCUAUCGCGCUCCAGAGUGUAACCAGCCAGAUACUAGGCCAAGCUUUAUCAAAAACAUCCAUUACAUGUAUGUCGCUACAGCUCUGUUCUGGAUCACUGGGAUUGUGACCUUUAUAGUAAGCCUGCUUACGCCUCCGCCUACAAAGGAACAGGUUCGGACAACCACUUUCUGGGCUGUGAGAAACAGGAAUGUAAAAGAGAAUACUGCGAAGGGGGAGCUGUACAAAGUGCAAGAAAAGAACAUCUUGAGGUGCAAUGAAAACGCUAAUCAUAUCAUUCCAAAUGGCAAAUCUGAAGAAAACAUUAAAAAUAUUAAGCCUGAGGAUAUCAAUCUUCUGGUCACUUGCAGAGAUGACAGCAACCCAGUGAUUUCUGUAAGUCACUCUGAAGUCGAGACACCAGUUGAUUGCUAUUCGAACGGACAAGCAGCUUUGAUGGGUGAGAAAAAGCGCGAGGAAGAAACUGAUGAUAGAGAGAGACAUUUGAAAUUCAUAGAUUGGUUCUGUGGCUUUAAAAGUAAAAACAUGAACAAGAGAGCUGUUCGGGAGAUCGAGGAAGAGACUGUUUGUUUACAAAUGCUGGAAGAGACUCCAAAAGUUAAGCUAUUACUAAAUACUGGACUGGUCUGUGUCUGUUCGCUUGGAAUAUUCAUGUUUGUCUAUUUCUCUUUGUGAGUGAAUAGUGAACUUUUAAGGGUAUGGCUAAACAUACAGAAGUUGAUACAGGUCUCUGGAGAUUUUUUUUAUUUUUUUUCCAAAUAACAUAACUGCAACCCAGGCAUUGUUUACGCUAUAAUUGUAAAAUCAACUCAACUUUAGCCUAUUUAGAGACCAUUUGAGACAUGUUGUCCUAUCUCUGCUGAAGGCAGAAUGUGUUGUGUGGUGUCUCCCUUUUCCCCUUUGUCUUUUUUCUUAUCUUUUGUUUUCCCCAUUUGCAGUAUUAACCUUUUCUUUUUCCAUGAAUACAUGUAUAAAUAUACCAAAGGCAGGCAGGUGGCUGUGUUUGAAGUCAGGCAGCUCUAGAGUUCAGUCAACAUGAAGGUGAAGAUAACAAGUAAUCAUUUACCUAUGUGUAACAUCUGAAACGAUUAAAGCUGUGUUGAAAGAUUUUAAAUGUAAGGCUGUGAUACACAUUAUUGUAUAGUUGUUCUUUGUAACGGAACUGUGUUACCUUGGCCAACUUAAUACAUAUGAAUUUUGCUCAAUGCUUCUAGUUAUUUCAGUUUCUCAGUUCUCUUAUGGCAACAACAGGAUGAUAUUUUCCUCAUCUUGUAGUAUUUAAAAUGUGAUACCUGUCAAUAGCUUUCUGUCAUUUUUCCCUGUAAGGAAAUGUUUGUCCUUUUUUAAAUUCACUAUUAAUUCCAUUACUGAAAAAUUGGUAUAUUUAAAAACAAAAACACCCUGGAGAUAAACUGUCAAUGGGGGGAGGAGGAAAGGAACUAUCUUUAUCAGACAUUUGUAGUAUGUCGAAAGAAUAUAUAUUCAACCUUGUCUGUCCCCAAACCUUUAGCCUUGUAUUAUCAUUGACAUAAUUAGGGUUAGCCUAUUUGUAGAGAAAAGCCUACACAUAGGUUCUGCCAUGUGGGAGAAAGGGAAAUGUGAGGCUUGCAUGUCUUCAGUUUGGUAAACACACCAAAAAAUGACUCUCUUCCUCUGUGAUGUAUGUCUAAAAGGAGAUAUUCCGCAGCCCUACUGCUGCUGAGUCUGUAAAGGGACAAAAAGAAGUGGGAAGGGAGGAGGAGGUUGGGGGAAGAGGUGGAAGGGGUCCUUAUUUUCCAGAGUCCUUUUACCUAAUGCCUUCCCCCACUUCUCCUUUCGCUCCCAGACCUUUUUUAAGGAAUGAGUCACGAGGGAUUCUGUGUCAGGAGAUGAGGAGCAACUGCAGUAGUAAUCUGUGCCGGCAUUUGAGGACUCCUCAAAAAAACAACAACCCAAAAACCUGAGCCUUUUCCUGGGCAGUCACAGGUGGCUAGUAGGUGUUGAGGCAGUCAGGGUCUCUCCUCCCAGAGGACGGUGACGAAGUCCUCCAGUUCUGUGGGGUAUGCGUGCUGGCGAGUCAAUGGGGUCCAGCAGACCAAAAGGCAGCAGAGUGGGGGUUUUGUCCGCUGCACCCCCAGUAAAACAGGAGGACCUGUCCCCAGCCCAGGUGCUUUUGCCCUUACUGGAAACUGUCUCAGCGAUCAGCUUGGUAGCCAUUGCGUAGCCAGGCCACGGCCUGGUUACGUGCGUAGUCACAGACUGGACGGAGUUGGGGCUUGGUGUCAGGCCCUGAGGCCUGCUGACAGAGUGUGGCUGCACUCCCUUCGAGCUCCCUUGCCCCACAGAACUGCCUCCAAAAUUAAUUCCUGCAGCUGUCUUUGCUCCUGAGCUUGUCUGGGGAAUUGUAUGGGAGACCAGUAACCGGCCAGGCCAAAAACAGCCCAAGGGACCAUGCCAACUGUGUAAUGGUGUAGAUUCAAGAGUCCAGAAAUGUCUCCUUGGCACAGUCUAAUUUAAUAAUGUAAACUUAAGAAAAAGUUCUGUAGAGAUGAAAUUUGAGUUAAUCUUGCCUUUGACUGCUGGAGAAAGUUUGCUUUCCAUUACAGUGGUCCCAUAAGCUGCAGGCUGUCUAAAUAGCUUAUAGUAGUAUGAUGAAUAUAAUGCAUAUUUUCAGGUAAACUGAUCAGUGUCUAGUUUUGUGGGGGAUUUUCCGUUUUGUUUUGAAAUCAGUCGAAUCCCAUUAGUUCUGAGACUCUAAUUGGAGGAUGAGAUAUCUGACUUCUGUCCACUUUUAGUUGUUGCCACUGGAAAGUAGAAUAACUGGAAAUGCGGUAAUAAGCGUCAGAGCUGUGUUGGAAUAUAUGGAGGAGAGGAGAGUUACCAUACCUGAGUCUUGAUGUUAAAACCAGUGUGACAAGAUGCAUUUUCUUAGUUUGUGUGGCUGCCUUCAUUCAGAAAAAAAUAAAAUAAAAUCCUUUUUAGUAGUACUAGGUAAAGUCCUAGUAUGUGAAGUGUUAAUGGAAUCUCAAUUCAUGAGUGGGGGGAACUGGGAAGGAUGAUAUUAUGUGUAAAGUAAGAUACAAAACAUAAUUAAUUGCUUCUGUGCAGGAUAGUCUAGAACGAAACUUUACUGAUCAUAGUGGAGUGAAAGAUAAAUUUAAAGGGUAGGGAUAAGUGUCAGAUCAGCAAUAUCUCCUUGAAAACUGUAGGAUCUAGAAUGUAAGAUUUGGCACAGGGAAAGAGACUCACGUGCCAGGCACUGUCCCUUACCAACUCGGCAUGUUUUUCCAUCAGUGGCUGGUACUUGGGUUUUCCAGACCAGUCCUCUUGGCUCUAGUACUAACAAAUGCAUUGUCACCUAACCUGUGAAGUCAGGUUAGCUCAGGGACCCUGUUGCUUCAUCCUUGCUUAUUUUUCCAGGGUGCCUUACAUGGUUAUGAAGCUGAAGGCAUGGCUUUUAUUGCCACCUGAAUAGUGGUUUGAUUAUAAUGUCUUUUCCCUGGUUGUUUUUCCGCAUUUCUUCCCCCAGGCCAUUUGCUGUUUAAACAGAUCUCUGUUUAAAUAGUUAAUGCAUAGGAUGCAUGUAUCCAGGGCAGUAUUAACUACAAUCAAAUCUAUGAUGAAAUUGAUUCUUUGACCAUCAUAUGGAGUCACAAUCCUUCCCAAAUGUACAGUGCAACAUUUGACUGUUGAAUCUGAGAUACUCUGCAUUCCAGUUAAUAUAUUCUUUCUUUUGCUAACCUAACAAGUUGCUGAAUUAAUCACAGUGAUAAUUGGCAGUCAGUCAGAAUCUUUAAGAAGUAAUACUUUGCAUCCCCCACCUUUCAAACUGUUAUUGUGAAGAAGCUUUUAAGCAAAUUGUUUCUCCAGUGUUUUUUUCUCUUACUUGAAAACAUUUCUAUGCUACUCUCUGCCUAACGUCGGCCUCUUCAAUUGUGUUCUGUUUCUGUGUCUUAGAGGUCAUAAAACUUGCUGAUAUUCUUCGCUGCAUGUAACCACUUAAUGAAAACCCUUUAUCCAAAAAAAUAAAAAUAAUAAUAAAAAAAAAAGGCUUCAAGCAAACUGUUGGUGAGCAAAUACCUCACCUUGAGUUAUGAACUACAGUGUAAGAAGCUGCUUGAGGGUUUUUUAUAGCGUAAACAUGCCUUUGCUAAUUUUCUGGUCAUGACCUACCUAGAACCCCGGUUAAUAUGUUUUGGUUUGAGCACCAACUUUUCAGUCUGGUAAAACCACAGAGUGUCUCCCAUAAUGGACAAUCGGUUCCAUAAAUUUUAAUGACUGGCCUCCUCCGAGGUGUGACUGGCUAGCUGUGCAGGGGUAGAGCCAGGAGGACACUUGGCUUCUGUGUCUGCAGUGAGGGGUUUAUUUAUUGCCUUGAACUUAGAAUGACAGUCUUGAAAAAGUUGUUCUGGAAUGACACCUUUUUUGUUGUUAUUCCCCUUAACUUAUUUUUCUGUUAAGAUAUUUGAAUCUUCUCCCAGAAAUUUGUUAGAAGCCUUUUAUUUAAAUAAGAAGAAAUAAAGUCAAAAAAAGAAGGCUUCGUGAGCACUUAAUAGUACAUUCUGGGAGACUGUUCUUAUUUAAUUUUUUUUUAAAUGAAUGAUUUGAAGCUAUUCUCUGCCAAAGGUUUUUUUUUUUAAACUGUUGUUUUGUUUUUGUUUUUCCUGUUAGCUUUUGCUAAUACCUGAAAGGAAAUGGUGAGAGUUUUGUAAGAAAUUAAAAUGGCCUUCAGUAUACCCGUUGUAUUUUUUUACUUCUCCAAAUCUGUGUUUCCCUUUUCACCCUUAUCCCAGAAGGGCCAGCAUGAGACUUCUGAUGCAAGUCAUGAAAGUACUGUAACUGAGUAGUGGAAAGGAUUUCCCACAAGGUUACAGCGAAGUGGGCAGAGCCAUCAAAGGAUCUCUGCAUGAACACUUAAAGCAGAAGAUGCUUACAACUUUAAAACAUACAGCUUUAUUUUUUUUAUAUAUAUAUUUUUUUAAAUCCUAAGAUAAAGGAGGUGUUGGGAGAUGCUCCCUUUCAGAGAACAGGAUACAUGGAAGAAGUUGGAGUUUGUAAGCUCUAACUCUUUUGAGGAAAUCUUUGGAUUUAGCAUGUAUAGCAAAGCAAAAAUACUCAUCUGUUAAUUUGGUAUUCUGUAUGUUCUGUGCCCUUAAAUGUAAUUGUUUUGAAAAUAAAACUAACCUUGUUACGUGAUGUUAAAAAGCAAACUUGUGUGCAAUGUUUUAAUUUUUUUUAAGAAAAUGUUUGUAUAUAAUUAAAUGGUUUAAUGUGCUUUAAUUGGCCUAAGGUAAAGAGUAGUCCUAGAAUGUAAACAUAUAUAAUUAGGAUUUCUGAUUUCACUGUGAGAUCUCUGAACUCUCUUGUUUUGCAAAGUGGUUUGUUUUGUUUACAAAACACUUCCUAUGAUUUCUUUUAUGGUGUUGGUUCAAAGGCAUUUGCUUCACUUCUGUUCUAAUAUUGAAUUCAUGGUAUAGUGACAUCUGGUGACACUUAGCAUUAUCAGUUUCACUGUGUAAAGUCAGACACUUUGAGCAAAAAUGGUAAUGAUAUGACAAUUCUCUGUGUCUAUGAAUACACGUUUUUAAAUGAGGUGGUUAUAAAAAUAGUUGCUGUGCAAAAUGUUAGUAGUCUUCUUCAAGAAGAAAGCAAAUUUUCUAAUAUCACUAGAGCAGUCUCUUCAUUCAUCUUAUUUUUGAAGCACAGUGUCAAAGUGAUGCUGCUUUACCUUGUAUCUCUGAUAUAAUGUUUUUUUAAAUAUCUGUGAAGUAUUUUUUUUGUUGCUGUUGUAUUUUUCUGCAGAUUUUAUAUAAAAUACCAGUUAAUGAACUGCCUUUUUUUUAAACUAUUCAACUAAAAUACAUUUCAGACCAAAACCAAAUGAUAUCAUAUAGCAUUUGAAACCUGCCUUUUUUCCUUGUCCAUUUUUUUCUUUUUUUUUUUUCUGUUUUGUUUGAAAUAAGCCAAAUGGGCAUGUAGAUAAGAUCGCUAUAAUGGAUCCAGGUCUCUCUUUUGGUAAAGUGUUAUUUAAAGGUCUAUUAAGAUCUUAUAAGACAAUAUACUGAAAAAAUUAUUGUAGUAGGAAUAUAGUUUUAGAAGUGUUAAUGAGAUUAAUACAGCUUAAUUAUACUUGUAAGUUGCUACUGUCCAUAAUGACAAGCUUUUUGUCAUAGAAACGAUGUAUGAUAAAUUAAUUUUGGUCUAGUGUAUAGAAUUAUCAUAUUGCUAUAAAUCUUUGAAGUAAAUCUGAUGCAAAUUUUCAUAGUUAGCAUUGCUGGCCCUGUGUAUACUGUUCUUUGUAUACUGUAUGCAUAUUAUUUUGCCUACUGCAUUAGUCUUCAAACUAAAACUCUUGUUAGAGAGUAUUUGGAUACUUCAGACUGUGUUUCUUGCAGUUUACAUUCCUUUACCAUGGCAUUUUGUCCUGUCUAAAAGUAUUGUAUGGAAAUGUUUAAAACUUCUGUACAAAGUUUCAAUAAAAAUAGAGGAAAAACCAGAA
Molecule: messenger RNA, 8453 nt
Organism: Cygnus atratus (black swan)
Lineage: Eukaryota; Metazoa; Chordata; Aves; Anseriformes; Anatidae
Gene: SLC5A3
Product: solute carrier family 5 member 3
Exons: 2
Coding region: 509-2650 (713 amino acids)
Biological process (GO): inositol metabolic process; myo-inositol transport; transmembrane transport
Cellular component (GO): plasma membrane
Molecular function (GO): D-glucose:sodium symporter activity
Source: RefSeq, a predicted model, not a curated record